AUGACCUCUCCGCGCCCAUCCCCGACCUUUCCCCGGUCGCUUUCAGUUUCUACAGAACGUCGCAAUUCUCGAAGAGCAUCCGGACGUUCCAUUCCCUCCCCAAUCGACCCCGUUCCCGACAGUCAAGAAGCCCCCGCUAUCACAGAAGAGAUCAGUGAGAUCAAGCGCUAUGAGGAUUUCACUACCAUAGACUGGGUACAGGAUGCUGUUUAUGAGCAGUCGCGGCGACGUGCUAAGCGGCGCAGCGGAGUCAGGUUCUGGGACCAGGAAGGCAUCUUUGGAUGGAGACGAAAAGUGUACGAGUCCUAUGAUGCUGGCCAGUCAUGGCUUGUCGUCACGCUUGUGGGCUUAGCAAUUGGCUUGAAUUCAGCUGUGCUCAAUAUCAUAACGGAGUGGCUCUCUGAUAUUAAAUUGGGUCAUUGUACUACCGCAUUCUACCUCAACGAGAACUUCUGCUGCUGGGGCGCAGAAGAUGGGUGCCCGGAGUGGAAGCAUUGGACUUCAUUCUGGCUGUUCAAUUACAUCGUCUAUCUAUUUGGCGCGUUGAUGCUUUCGUCUAUCGCAGCGAUUCUGGUCAAAUCAUUUGCGCCCUAUGCCGCGGGAUCUGGUAUCUCCGAGAUCAAAUGCAUUAUUGCUGGUUUUGUUAUGAAAGGAUUCCUCGGCGCCUGGACUCUGAUAAUAAAAUCCAUUGCCUUGCCACUGGCAAUCGCAUCGGGUUUAUCUGUUGGAAAGGAAGGGCCAAGUGUGCAUUUCGCAGUGUGCACAGGAAAUGUGAUAUCGCGCUUCUUUGGCAAAUACAAGCGGAAUGCGUCGAAAACGAGAGAGAUAUUGACUGCGUCAGCGGCAGCCGGCGUAGCUGUUGCUUUUGGCAGUCCAAUUGGAGGCGUGUUGUUCUCCCUGGAGGAGAUGGCAAACUACUUCCCCCUGAAGACUCUCUGGCGCAGUUACUUCUGUGCUUUGGUGGCUACUAGUGUCCUUGCGGCUGUGAAUCCUUUCCGAACAGGCCAAUUGGUCAUGUUCCAAGUGGAAUACGAUCGAACCUGGCACUUUUUCGAGCUGCUGUUCUUCGUCGGCCUCGGUAUCUUUGGUGGACUCUACGGUGCAUUUGUGAUCAAGUGGAAUCUUCGCGUUGCUGCAUUCCGCAAGAAGUACCUGUCACAAUGGCCCAUAACCGAGUCGGUCGUCCUCGCCGGACUCACUGCUUUGCUGUGCUUCCCCAACAUGUUCUUGAAGAUCAACAUGACCGAAAUGAUGGAAAUUCUCUUCCGCGAAUGUGAGGGUGGCCACGACUACCACGGCCUAUGCGACGCUAAAAAUAGAUGGUCGAUGGUACUGUCUUUGGCUAUUUCCACCAUCCUUCGCACUGGACUGGUCAUCAUCUCCUAUGGCUGUAAGGUGCCAGCUGGUAUCUUCGUACCUUCGAUGGCCAUCGGAGCGUCCUUCGGUCGUAUGGUCGGGAUUAUGGUGCAGGCUCUGCACGAGUCGUUCCCUAAUUCGGCAUUCUUCGCAUCAUGCCAGCCCGAUGUUCCCUGCAUCACACCUGGAACUUACGCUUUCCUGGGAGCUGGAGCAGCCCUUAGUGGAAUCAUGCACUUGACGAUUUCUGUGACAGUAAUUAUGUUUGAAAUUACUGGUGCUCUGACUUACAUCUUGCCAACCAUGAUUGUGGUAGGUGUCACCAAAGCGAUUGGCGACCGAUUUGGCAGUGGCGGCAUCGCCGACCGAAUGAUCUGGUUUAAUGGGUUCCCAUUCCUUGAUAACAAAGAAGAUCACGUUUUCAAUGUGCCUGUUUCGCAUGCAAUGACCACAGACCCACUCUCAUUACCGGCGUCGGACUUCCCAGUCCGUGAAGCGGAGCAUCUUCUAAAUGACAACAAGUUCCAGGGCUUCCCUGUCGUGGAAGACCGCACCUCCAAGACCCUUGUUGGAUAUAUUGGGCGAACCGAGCUCCGGUAUGCCAUUGACCGUGCUCGCAAUGAGGGCAUGGUAGCCCCAAACGCUCGAUGUGUCUUCACUAGAGAAGCAGCCGAGGCAGCCGUUGCCCGAAGGGCAUCUGUAUCCCACCAAGCACGGUCGUCGGAUACAUUUGAUGCAAUCCACAGGAGUGUGGGGGCUAAUGUUGUUGAUUUCUCACGCUAUGUCGACCACACGCCGCUCACUGUACACCCACGUCAUCCCUUGGAAACGGUCAUGGAGAUCUUCAAAAAGAUGGGACCUCGAGUGAUUAUCGUCGAGCACCGCGGUCGACUUACUGGACUGGUUACCGUCAAGGACUGCUUGAAAUAUCAAUUCAAAGUUGAGGCAGAGGAACAUACCCUGGCAUCGACUUCACCGGAACUUUCGACCCUUGGCGGCCGUCCAAACACCCCUGCCCCGGAAGCUAUAGAAGAACGUUUGUGGCGUCUUAUUCAAAAAGUGGCCAAGUUUGUCUCUGGCAAGACCUCCCGACGACCGGUGCGACUGCGCGAACGCAAUACUACUGGCCGGACAGAGCCUUCGGACAUAUUGGAGGGGACAGAGGAGGACGCUGUCGUGGAAUUAGAAGACAGAGAGGACCGUCCCAUGAUUCGAUGA
Molecule: messenger RNA, 2574 nt
Organism: Penicillium salamii
Lineage: Eukaryota; Fungi; Ascomycota; Eurotiomycetes; Eurotiales; Aspergillaceae
Source: the annotation of a GenBank genome assembly